Molecule: messenger RNA, 3665 nt
Organism: Chara braunii
Lineage: Eukaryota; Viridiplantae; Streptophyta; Charophyceae; Charales; Characeae
Source: the annotation of a GenBank genome assembly
GCUCUAGCGACAAAUCAGCGGAUUGACCAGUAAAUUUGUACCGCCGCAGCCAAUCCGACCACGACUACUCGCGAGAGCAUCCCAAAGUUUGACGGCAUGCCGAUCUUCUACGAUGCAACGAAGACAGACCCGAUCCCAUGGUGGCGCCAGUACGAGUUGAAGUUGGACGUUCACUACGUCAUCAUCCCGAACCGGCACGGAUACUUAUACUCCCGCUCAGGGGCCGUGUGCCAGGCAUGGUUGGACAACAUGUUGUCCACGCACAACGUCGCAGUCUCCGAGCUGGAUACGAAGAUCAGCUGGGCUGAUCUCAAGGCGGCAUGGCAUAAGCGGUUCCAAGUGGAGCCGCCCGAGCUUCAUGCAGCCGAGAAACUUCAACAGUUCUAUCAGAACGACCUGCCAAGCACGGACUGGAUAACCGAGCACCAACGCUUGGCAUCCACGCCCAACAUGCCGUCGACAAUUGUCGCUAUCAAGCACUUCUUCAUCAGGAGGAACGCCUUGACGCAACGCUGUGGGAUUCCGGAUCUCAGGGGCGACUUCAUUCACCCACGUGUGGUGAAAGAAGCCCGCUUACCCACGACAGGGUCUCCGACUCCCAUCUCCGUUACCCUAGGGGAUGACAAGACCCAACGCUUCUUCGAUCAAACGGUCACCGACCUCCCUUUCUUUCUCACUCUCGAGCCGACUGAUUGUCCCCUGGCAUCUCGUCGCCACCGCUCCUCUGCACAUUUCGAUGUGAUGGAGACAAGGUACGACUUUAUUCUCGGCACUCCGUGGUCUCGUCGGUUCCACAGCACCGAGGCCGAUUCGGCGACCAACACUCUCGUUCUCAAAACGAAGUGUGGACAGACGUAUCACGUACCUUUCAUAGGUACCACCGCGACACCACGCCCCGAUCCUCCUCCCUCGGAGCCCUCCAUGCCCACACCAUCCCCUUCUAUCACUGUCACCUCACCUCGGCAGUUCGCUCACUUCAUCCGACAAGACGACGUCACCUUCUUUAUGGUGAAUGUAACGGAUCUCUUACACUAUGAUCCACCCUGUCUCGACGCCGAGCUCAUCCCUCUGGAGCCAGAUCCUCCUGUCUCCAUGACUCCCAUCUCUACUUCCCACCAUCCACCGUCCGUCGAGUCCACCUCGCCGUCGCGAGCGGACGCUGACGCUGAGGAACUCGCACGAUAUACGACUGACCUGGAGCCCGCAGUUCGUGACCUCAUUCGAGAGUACCACGACGUUUUCCCAUCGUCGUUCUCGUACGCCGGCAUCCCACCGAUGCGUGACGUCGAGCACUCCAUCCAGCUCGUGCCUGAAUAUCGUGUUCACCACCAGGCAUCCUACAGACUCUCGAUCCCCGAGGCCACCGAACUCGAGCGUCGGCUUGAGGAGCUCCUGAGGCUGGGUUUCAUUAAACCCAGCAACUCCCCGUGGGGUGCACCCGUCCUCUUUGCUCGUAAAGCGGAUGGAACUCUUCGUCUCUACAUCAACUAUCGCGGACUCAACCGCUACACGGUUAAGAACAACUACCCCAUGCCUCGUUCUGAUGAGCUGUUCGACCGCCUAGCGAGCAACCGCUUCUUUACGAAGAUUGAUCUUCGUAGCGGUUACCACCAGAUCCGCAUCGCUGCAGCCGACCAGCCGAAGACAGCUCAGCUCCUGCCCGCCGAGAUAAACUACACCGCUGAUGAACGUGAGGUUCUCGCAGUAGUUUAUGCCACUCGGCACUGCCCUCACUACCUGCACGGGGCACCUUUCACGAUCCAGCUCUCUUCCAUCUCGGUCACCACCGUCCACCACUCGGUGAUCGACGAGUUUCGCACUCAGUACCGCCACUGCCCCAACUAUCGCGACAUCCACGCGACCCUUCGGAGUGGCAAGACCGUCCCGAACUACUCUCUCGAGGGCAACGGUCUCGUGUACUGGCACGGUUCACAGGGCACCAGACAGCCCCGUAUUUGCGUUCCCUCCACUGGACAACUACGUGUCCGAGCAGUAGCAGAGUUCCAUGACCAGGCAGUCGUCGGUCAUAUGGGCUUCCACAAGACAUUGGCUCGUGUGAGCCGCCUGUACGUCUGGCCGAAGCGCAAGGACUUUGUUAUCAAGGACUACGUCGCAGAGUGUCCCACAUGUCAGGAGGUGAACAGUGCGAACCACUUGCCUUAUGGUUUGCUUCAGCCUCUUCCUAUCCCUCAGGGUCGUCGGCAGUCCAUCUCGAUGGACUUUAUCGGUCCUCUUCGUCCACCGACCCCUCGCGGUCAUGAUGUUAUCCUGGUCGUCGUCGACCGCUUCACAAAGCGUGCACGCUUUGUUCCGUGUCGCUAUGCCAUCAGUGCACGUGAGGUCGCGGACAUCGUGUUUGACAGAGUCGUGCGCGACCACGGCUUACCUCUGAGCAUCAUAUCUAACCGUGACCCGCGCUUUACUAGCCGAUUCUGGCGACGGCUCCACGAGGUGUACGGCACUCAGCUCCGCUUCUCCUCGACUCUCGGRGAUAUUCUCCGAAAGAUUGUUCGUGACGACCAGCAGUGGGAUCUCCAUCUUGCCCACGCGGAGAUAGCCUACAACCACGCUGUCUCGCCAGCCACGGGGAUGUCGCCUUACUAUUGCGACCUCGGCUAUCACCCUCGUGUUCCCGCGGACUUCCUUCGACCGUCACAUAUAUAUCUCGCGCUGGAUGAUUGGGUUGUACACAUGACGUCGAUCAUGAAGACCGCACAUGAGCACAUAACCGCUUCCCAGACUCGCAUGGCCGCACAUGCGAACCGAUCGAUGUUGGAUCAUCCAUUCAAAGUCGGUGAUGACGUGCUUAUCGACGCCCGCCACUUACAACUCGAAGCGGACACGCUUCGCAAGUUUCGGCGUCGCUUCUUUGGCCCAUGCCGCAUCCUCCAGGCCGUCGAUUCUGAUACGGCAUCUAGCCCGGUCAGCUUCCGUGUGAAGCUGCCCGACUACGUGCGCCAGGCUCGUGUGCACGAUGUCUACCACGUCUCGUUACUGCGUCCUUACCUCAGACCGUCUGAGCGUUUCGUUGGACGACCAUACGAGUACCCUCCACCCAUCAUCGUGGACAGCCACAAGGAGUUCCUUCUUUCAAACAUCAUUGGUCGCCGAGUCACCGACGACAACCCUCCCCACGUCGAGUAUCUCGUACGUUGGAAGGGUUAUCCUGAUAAGGAGGCCACCUGGGAGCCCCUCGAGCACUUGCAGCACGCUCGCAUGUUGGUGCGUGCCUAUGACAGUGCUCCUCGUGCUGGGUUCAUUGCUCCUCAGCCCACUGACCCUCCUUCUCCCCCGACUGCGGAGACCGCUGAAGUCCUGCUCGAUCUGAGGCACACCUUCAGCAGCAGCCGGAUGCUUUUGAGCGUCCACAGCGCACUCGUCGUCGUCCUGCUCGAUACGACGAUUGACUCUGACUUACCUUCCCACGUCCUUGACUUCUCAGUACUCCAUCCAUAUCAGUUUUGCUACUUCAGCUCGUCGACGUUGCGGCUCUUCCUCGACGACAUUCCGAACUUCUCAUCCUGGACGUCAUCGGCAGCUUCACGGACUUCGUCACGAUCAGCUCUGCCUACUUGAGACGUCAUCACUAUCUUACCACUUUACCCUAUACAGCACCCUGCUUGUGUCGCAAUGAUGGUCUCCCUUUAGCCGGGUUCCUCUGAGUU